AUGUCGUCUACAGUAUCACCAGCCACAUAUUCUGCGACUUGCAGUGAAGCUACCGGUGACUUGACGACACUGGGACUGCUUCAACAAGGUGCCCGAGUGCUGGUGGUUGGCGAUGGCAACUUCUCCUACUCGCGAGCGUACCUGCGUGCCAACAGCGCUCGCAUCGGAGCAUCCGAGAUAGACGUUACCGUCACAUCACUGGACACUAAGAGCCAAUUAAUGGAUAUGUAUCCAAAGUCUCGCGACAUUCUAGACGAGCUACACGAUGGCGGAGUUCACGUUCGACAUGGUGUGAAUGCUACAAAGCUUGAAAGCUACUCGUUUGAAGAUAACGAGCCCAUUAAAUUCGACAGGAUCGUGUUUAACUUCCCGCAUUAUGCAGCGGAAGGAGGCAUAGGCAACAAGAACAAGCGCAACAAGAUCCAUCACCACCGUCAACUUCUCGGUGACUUUUUUGCCAGUGCAAGCCACGUGCUGGCAAGCGACGGUCAAAUUUGGGUGACGUUGUGUGCAGGACAGGGAGGCACGAGGCUGGAGAGGAAGACACGAGCAGUGGGAGAUACGUGGCAGAUUGUUCACUGUGCUGCUGAUGCAGGUUUAAAAGCGUUCUGGACAGAAGACGGCAUCUCGCAUGUAUUCCGUCACGAAGCUCCGGGUCGCAAGGCCUGUUUCCCCAUCGAGUGGACGCGCGACAUGAGUUUCUGGGUCACGGACGAGCAAAUGUUCACUGAAGAGCUAUUGCAUGACGUCGUGCACAAGCAUUUCUCUCCUGACACAAUGGAUGUAUCCAUCUCAUUGCUGGACGAGUAUCGAUGCGAGAAGAGCGGCCGCAAGUCAGUCACGUACCGUCUCGACAUCUCGUCUUCAAGCUUGGCACUAUCUCGAGACCGUGUCAAUACGUUGGCACAAGCGACGCUCUCGGAUAUUGGAAGCUCGUCUUUCGGCGCUUUUCGCGCAAAAUGA
This is a messenger RNA of Phytophthora infestans T30-4, 963 nucleotides long. RefSeq lists its product as uncharacterized. Gene Ontology annotation, biological process: rRNA base methylation. Bases 1 to 963 code for a protein of 320 amino acids. Gene Ontology annotation, molecular function: rRNA (uridine-N3-)-methyltransferase activity. NCBI's taxonomy places the organism in Eukaryota, Oomycota, Peronosporomycetes, Peronosporales, Peronosporaceae. The record is from RefSeq and is a predicted model, not a curated record. The transcript is spliced from 2 exons. Gene Ontology annotation, cellular component: cytoplasm.